Molecule: messenger RNA, 5732 nt
Organism: Dromiciops gliroides (monito del monte)
Lineage: Eukaryota; Metazoa; Chordata; Mammalia; Microbiotheria; Microbiotheriidae
Gene: SPEM1
Product: spermatid maturation 1
Exons: 3
Coding region: 2425-3435 (336 amino acids)
Biological process (GO): flagellated sperm motility; sperm individualization
Cellular component (GO): cytoplasm
Source: RefSeq, a predicted model, not a curated record
GAGAGUUAAGUGACUUGCCCAGAGUCAUACAGUUAGUGUCAAGUGUCUGAGGCUGGAUUUGAACUCAGGUACUCCUGAGUCCAAGGCCAGUGCUUUAUCCACUGUGCCACCUAGCUGCCCCUCCCUCAACUCUUUUUAUGGUUUUAACUUUCCUCUGUUCUGUUUUUUUCUGUUUUUCCAUCUCUCUUUCUCCCCUUGCCCAAGAUAAAUAGACCUUUUGUGUGUGUGCUUUCCCACCCUCUCCUUCAGAUCCCUUGAGCCCUUGGUUGGGCUGGGUGGGGAGCUUGGGGGUGGAAAUAGACCUGAGAAUAGACUUACCAAGCAGGGAACAGAGGUCUAGUAUAGUGUGGGGCUUAAAUGGGAGGUGAUACUUGGGUAGAAAUAGGGAAACCCAUUCCAGAGUUGCCAGGAGUGUCUGAGGGAAGCAUUCACAGGAAAAAUUUGAAAGUGGUAUGGAUGAAAUGGGAUUUCUCUUCUGGAAAAAAAACUAAAAUAGAAGAAUUUGAGUAACCAGUGGGGAAAAAUUGAAAAGGAUGAUAACCAACUUGGAGGGAACAAGGAAAAAGAAUAAAAAUUUGCUCCAAUUUCUUGGGGGCAUUUGGUGCCAAACCAGUGGGGGCAGGGGGGAGCCUAUGCCCUUCCACUGAUACCCCAAAUCUAGACUUCUCAUCCUGUCUCCCCAACUUUUGACCUAGAAUUUGCCUCUGUCCUCAUAGAACUUCACCAUAUCCUCUUCCUGGUCCCCAACCUAAUCCUUUUGAUUCCUCAUUUUCUCUGGACAGUCAUAGACCCAGAUUCUAGGGACCUCGACCCUGAAACCUAGUAGAUAGGCUUCCAGCACUGGGGCACAAGAGAGGGGCUGGUAUGGACCUGGGGUAGCCCAUGAUUCAGCCACAGACUCUACCACCUAGCCCCCAAUUUUCCCCAAGUCUUCCUCUCUCUCUCUCUCUCUCUCUCUCUCUCUCUCUCUCUCUCUCUCUCUCUCUCUCUCUCUCUCUCUCUCCUGCCCCCCUUGCCCACAAACCCCCUACCCUAGCAGCUCUGUACACAUUUUUAAACCUGGCAAAAGAUGAUGAAGAGAAUUAUUGUAAAUAUAAAAGUUUAACUGUUAGUCAUGCCUGCUAUGGGGGAUUGGUGCACAUAUGGGUCUCUGAGGGAGACUGUUUUGGGGAGUGGGACUGAGUUUCCUAUUGAGGGAAAUGCACAGCAGAGGAGGGAAGAAAUACCCUGGUAUUGAAGGAAGUAGGAACCCAAGCUUCACCUCCAUCUAUCUCCAACAAACACACAAAAACAGAAAACCCAGUUUCAUAGAAUUUCAAGUGAGAAGGGAACUUAGAGGCCAUCUAGUCUAACUUCUAUACUAGGGAGAGAAUUCUUUUGAUGAGAUACCUGACAAGGUUAGUUGUCCAGAUUUUUCCUUGAAAGCCUCCAGUGAGAGGUAACUGAACAUUUCUUGUGGCAGCCUAAUCCAUGUCUGAUAACCUCAACCGCUUUCUUCACAAUUGCUAUCUUCAAAAACCUAAAUUUUCCUGCAAUUUCCACUCAUUCAUUCCUAGCUCUCCCCUCUAGAGUCAAGAGAAAUAAAAAUUCCUCACUUAUUUGAAAGACAUGCAGACAGCUAGCAUCUUCCCCCAGUCUUCUCAUCUUUGGGCUAAAUUGCCUCAGUACCUUCCAAUAAUCUUUAUAUAGUCCUUCAACUGUCCUGCCCCAGACCCACUCCAGCUUAUCAUUGUCCUUAGGAAGCAUAGAAUCUCUAAAUUGGAAGGGACUUUAGAGAUCGCUUCUAACCUGUACCUGAGUAAGUAGGAACUAUUUAUACCAUCCCACUAGCCCUCUUGCCAAUCAUAGAAUUUUCUUCUGCCUAGCCUUACAUGGUGGGGGACAGGGGAGCUAGGACAGAUUAGGGUGAUAUCAGUCAAUACAAACUUGAUGCUGUGAAUGGACAGAGUCCUCAUCAAGGAAAGUUAUCCCAUCUAGGGUACAGGAUCCCUCAGGCCAAGGUGAAAGGAGUCAGCUAGGAGCCUUUAGCUAUAUCCAAAUGACUGCAAACCAUUAUGCAGAGGCUAAGAAGGCAAGACAAAAGAGAUUGGAGUUCAGUGAUAUUAUCAAAAGAGUUUCCUGAAAAAGGGGGGAUGUUGAAAGUGUAAGGGGCUUGGUCUAGAAGGUGAAGAUUGACCGACUUGAAGGCUUGAAAGAGGGAAAAGGUAAGGCAAGAAUGGUCCAUGUUUGGGGAGCAUUUAGCCUAGUUAGGGCUACAGCAGAAGCCUAAUGGUGGGGAAGCUAUUAGUACAAUGGUAGCAUGGUUAUUGUGAUGCCUCCAUCCCAUUGUGACUCACCUCUUCCCCAUAACUGCUGACUUCCAGAACAAGUUCAUAGUGGGGUGGGGGCUGGGGGGCCCCAGGUGGCCCUGGGACCCCCCCCAUCAUGGGUGACCCUUUCCAGCAAGGGACCCAUUCCUGUUCAGGUCCUGAGAGCUUCCAGAACCUAGGCGAAUAUAUCUUGGUCUUUUUGGGCCUCAUCAUCUCCAUCAACAUUGGAAUCAAUGUGGUGACUCUGCUCCGGUGCCGCCUUGGGGGCUUUCUGAACCAAAUAUUCCAUAAUUUUUUUCAGGAAGAUAACAUGCUCAGGCUGGCCCCAAUCAUUCCCAAGAAACUGCUCAUCCACAGGCCUCCAGCACUGAAGCAGAAACGGAGAUUUCCUGUCUAUCAGGGCCCUCCUGUCUGUAGAAACCCUCCUACCUGUCAGGAUCCUGCUGUCUCUUGGAAACCUCCUGUCUUUUGGAACCAUCCUGUCUGUAGGAAUCCUGCUGCCCCUCGAAACCCUGCUGUCUGUGACCUCUGCACUAGGCAUGCUGUGACUCUUGACCUGAUGCCCCCAGGCUCCUGCCGGCAACACUCGAUUUUCUCACCAGAACCCAAUCGAUGCCUAGAUGCCAGGUUUCCCAAGGGAGAUGACAAGGUUUUCCAAUACUGGCACCCGGACAAUUGCUCUGGCAUUCGUCAAUAUGACUGGAACUCUGCAAGGCCUCAGGCACACUGGGAAAGGUUAUCAGCUUGUCCCCCGUACCCUGGGGUCCCUUACCAACAAUACCUGGGAAGAUCAGCCAAGAGGGUGGAAGCAAAAUCCAAGAUGGGGCUAGAAGCUUAUAUGGACCCCAUUAAUCCCUCAUCACAUAAUGCUGAGUCCCAGAGUUGCAAAGAGGGUACAGAACCAGGCAUGUAUGGAUAUUCCCCGCAGCUCUUCCGGCGGGUUACAAUCACCCCUCUCAGCUGCAAGCCCAUGCCCUCCACAAGCUAUGUGAUGUACCACAGCUGGGAAAAGAAGAGGCAGGUGUGGGAAGCAAGUAAGGGUCUUGACAGCUUGCCCGAUGCACGGCCCCCAGACUCUCUUGAAAAGCCAAGCCAGGACUGGGUAUACUACUCCCUGGUGGAGUAGUAAUGGAGAAUAAUAAAAUGGAAAAAUAAGGGGUAUAGCUCAUAGUUGGUGUCUGGGAUUCCCCUGAUCCUAGAUACUAAAGGGAGAUUUCCUGGUGAUAGGACCUAAUACCCAUUCAAAGUUAUGUGGUAUUUUAUGGCUUGCAAAGUGCUUUCUUCACACCAAUCCUGUGAGGUAGAGAAAUAGAAGGAUGACUAUCCUUAGGAAACUGAGGCUGAGUGGCUAAAGACAUUGAGUUCAUUUGUCUAAGGUAAUAAAGCUAGUUGGUAGUAGAAUGAGCCUCAAACUUAGAUCUGCUGACCCAAUUGUAUUUCUCUUCCUACUAUACCAUUGCCUCACACCAGAUUAGAAGUAAGGAAUAGAUAUCAAAAGAUUGUCCCUUCCUUCCAUACCGUUCCUACAACAGAGCCAGAAGCCAUAGCCUGCCUUUCUUUUCUGGUUUCUACAGAGUCCAAGAGCUAAGAAGCCAAGUCUUUCUCCCUUCUUUGUUGAAACGUUGCCUAGAGACACAUCCUUUCUCCAACAGAAAUUGAGUUAGGCACCCAUCACAGUUUUUCCCCAUUAGCCUCUCUCUCUUCCUAACUAUAUAACACCACCUUCAAUCCUCCCCCCCAACACCUAUUUUUUUUUUUUUAGUGAGGCAAUUGGGGUUAAGUGACUUGCCCAGGGUCACACAGCUAGUUAAGUGUUAAGUGUCUGAGGCCGGAUUUGAACUCAGGUACUCCUGACUCCAGGGUUGGUGCUCUAUCCACUGCGCCACCUAGCUGCCCCCCCCCCAUCCUAAUAUUGUCUACAUGAGUAGCAGCAAGGUCAGAUCCAGGCAAGUUUCCUUAUCCCAACUCCUAAAAAGAGAGAUAGAUUUGUUUGUCUGUCUGUAUAUGUCCUGACAGUCCCAAUGAAGCCCUAGGCCUUUUUUUUUCCCCAGGGGGUGAUACCUUGUCCCCACCCCUAGCCCAGAAUCUCAGGAUGUUUUCUGAAGACUAUGCUACCCAUAGUCUCUGGGUUGUAGUUCACAGCUUCCCCCUCCUUCCUGUCUAAAAUUCUUAUUUCAAAAUUGAAAACAUAGGAUCCCAUUUCCCUCUAAAAUGUCCCCUUUUCAUGCACACACCACAUCAUGCCACUAUCCUUAACUUCCCCAAGUCUUGCCCUUUCAUCCACCUUUUAGAAAUGGACACACCAUCCCCUACCUUUGCUUUUCACAUAAUAGCUAGAAGGGAGUAGCAGAGAAAAGUAGCUACUAACUAACCAAGGGAAGUUUUCACAAGGAGUCCGUCUCCUUUUUGCUGCUUCCUCCCCCAGGUUACUAUCUUUCUGCAUCUAUGUCCUCAGGGUAUAUCUCCGCUAUCAAUUAAGAUACUUUGUAUCUUACCACUAACUCUAGGAACACUGGAGCCGUUGCCUCUCAGUCUUCCCAAAAAGAGGAAGCUAACCUUUCAGAACUCACUAGGUUUCUGACCGUCUUGGUCAGCCUUGGGAUAUUUGUUUACUUAAGAUCAGGAACAAAUACAAGAGGUAAAGAUAACCAUGUGCUCACAGCCACAUUGAGGAGACAGGGCAGUCAUACCUUCCCUUUCCUGGACUAUUUUGUAAUAGUUCACAGAAAACCAGAGAGAGAGAGAGUUGGUGGGGAGGGGAGGUUUCAGGUUGCUCCUUUUGUAGAUUCACUGAGUUCUGUCUUGGCAGUGAAUUAUGCUUUGUCAUCUCCCAUUUCCCCGAGUCAUCAGUAUUACCAGCCACUUAGGGGAUUCUUCAUUGUUACAUAGGGAAAACCCCUCAGCAAGGAAUCACACAUGGUCAGAAGUAGACCCAACCAGGUUUCUUAUGGUAAAUUGAAGUGGUACCAAGAGGGGGAAUAUCUGUGCUUGCUCCAAGGAAUCAUCCCUAUUGGCCAGUUCACUCACAUUACACAUUAAGUGGAAAUUAACAUAGACAGAAACAUCACUUUAAACCUUUGCUUGCUGCACUCCUAGUAAGUUAUGUAUAGUCUGAAUCCCUGUAUAUAUCAAUCCUAUUUCCCAUGGACUUACAUUAGCUUUGUUCUUUAUUUUGUUUGGUGCAAACUACCUCAGUUUACCCAAAUAACUCAAGGAGACCACCAAGUCAAGCAGAGACAGAUUUAUUACAUUCCUGCAAGAAUGGCCAAACUCAAUAACUGAGUCGCAAUAGCUAAUACAUGCCUUGAGCUUUUAUAGUAAUGUUGGUGGCGAGCUCACAAUCUAACAUCCAAUCCUGUCUCACCCAGGGUGCGUGCUUAGCUCGAGAUCAAUGUAUGGAGACAUGCAUACGAGUUCCAGGAA